Molecule: messenger RNA, 1791 nt
Organism: Zootoca vivipara (common lizard)
Lineage: Eukaryota; Metazoa; Chordata; Lepidosauria; Squamata; Lacertidae
Source: RefSeq, a predicted model, not a curated record
AUGCCUGCCCACUCACAAGGGAGCCCCGCUGAGUUCAAUGGGACUUACUGCCAGAGGGCUGACCUUCUUUUCUCUCUCUUUCUCUCGCCUUCGCCCUCAGGCCGGAUUUUAGACAUCCCGUGCAAAGUGUGUGGGGACCGCAGCUCCGGCAAGCACUACGGCGUCUAUGCCUGCGACGGCUGCUCCGGGUUUUUCAAGCGAAGCAUCCGAAGGAACCGCACUUACGUCUGCAAAUCUGGGAACCAGGGGGGCUGCCCAGUGGACAAGACGCAUAGGAAUCAAUGCAGGGCAUGUCGGCUGAAGAAAUGCUUGGAAGUCAACAUGAAUAAAGAUGCUGUUCAACAUGAAAGGGGACCAAGAACUUCCACAAUAAGGAAACAAGUCGCUCUGUAUUUCAGAGGACACAAGGAGGAUAAUGGAGCCACGCCACAUUUCCCCUCUGCAGCUCUACCUGCCCCAGCUUUCUUCACUGCUGUUACUCAGCUGGAACCUCACAAUCUAGAACUGGCUGCAGUUUCUACAACAUCUGAAAGGCAGACCUUGGUGGGUCUGGCUCAACCAACUCCAAAGUACCCACACGAAGUCAGUGGCACUCCCAUGUAUCUCUACGAAGUGGCUACUGAAUCUGUUUGUGAGUCUGCGGCAAGGCUUCUCUUCAUGAGCAUCAAAUGGGCUAAAAGUGUCCCUGCUUUUUCUACUCUAUCAUUACAAGAUCAGCUGAUGCUUUUGGAAGACGCUUGGAGGGAACUGUUUGUUCUAGGAAUAGCACAAUGGGCCAUUCCAGUUGAUGCUAACACUCUACUGGCUGUGUCUGGAAUGAAUGGAGACAACACAGAUUCUCAGAAGCUGAAUAAGAUUAUCUCAGAAAUACAGGCUUUACAAGAGGUUGUGGCUAGAUUUAGACAGCUUCGGUUAGAUGCUACAGAAUUUGCCUGUCUCAAAUGCAUCGUCACUUUUAAAGCUGGUGUACCUACGCAUAGCGGUUCUGAACUCAGAAGUUUUAGAAAUGCUGCCGCCAUUGCAGCUCUUCAAGAUGAAGCUCAGCUCACCCUGAACAGCUACAUUCAUACUAGGUACCCCACACAGCCCUGUCGCUUCGGGAAACUCUUGUUGCUUUUGCCAGCUUUACGUUCGAUUAGUCCCUCCACAAUAGAAGAAGUAUUUUUCAAAAAAACCAUUGGGAAUGUGCCAAUCACAAGACUGCUUUCAGAUAUGUACAAAUCCAGUGACAUCUAGACUGACCUGGGGAGGGGGGAGCAAAUGAGAAUGAUCUGGGUCACCAUUUGUGAAGAACUUCUCGAUCAAUGGAGAGCAAGCCUCAGCUAACAAACUCUACAAGAAGCUGGAGCCUGGAAAUGUUUUAACCUAGUGACAAAAUAUACCCAAUAGAUAUGGUUUUGCGGCCUUGAACAGAGCAACAUUAAGUCCUUGGUGUGGGUGGGAAAAUACUGUGCUCCAUGGAAAAACCUGCUGUAGAAUGAACUUGGCUGCUGCUUCUCCUGGUGGAGCCAAUUCAGUUGUCAUUCAUAGUUAACAAAGGCUGUGCUAGUCUGCCAUUUAGUUGGCAGAUGUGACAAGAUAAAGAAGAAGGUCCUUUAGGGUUGUUGUUUCUUCAUACUUUGAAAAAUGGGGUAACCAAACAUUGUUCUGUCGUCAUGUGUCAUGAGGUGGCCUUCAAAAAUGGUUUGGUUUUUUUUAAGUAGCUUGUUCAAGUGAAUGCUUUUUAUAUGAGAGGCAACAAUGAAUACCAGGUUAUAGAAACAUUUGCUUCAUCUGUAACGUAAUAAUAAA